AUGGACACUAGACAAGAUCUGGGAGUGCAUCGGAGAAAUAGCGAGGAGGAGCAGAAGGGGAUAGAUGGUAUACAACAAAUUUCUUCUUUGGUGCAAGGAAGGCAACAAUUUUUUUAUAGUACCCGAUUAACUUCCAAAACCAAUAAUAUUGAAGGCGAAUAG
This is a messenger RNA of Funneliformis mosseae, 162 nucleotides long. Lineage: Eukaryota; Fungi; Glomeromycota; Glomeromycetes; Glomerales; Glomeraceae. The record is from the annotation of a GenBank genome assembly.